This is a messenger RNA of Schizosaccharomyces osmophilus, 813 nucleotides long. Its product is annotated as histone acetyltransferase complex subunit Eaf7. Gene Ontology annotation, biological process: regulation of transcription by RNA polymerase II. The transcript has 3 exons. Bases 1 to 813 code for a protein of 270 amino acids. Gene Ontology annotation, cellular component: nucleus; NuA4 histone acetyltransferase complex. The record is from RefSeq and is a predicted model, not a curated record. NCBI's taxonomy places the organism in Eukaryota, Fungi, Ascomycota, Schizosaccharomycetes, Schizosaccharomycetales, Schizosaccharomycetaceae.
AUGGGAGUUCAUUCUUCAUCAACUUCUCCUCAAAAGCAACAGAAAGAAGAAGAGAAAACACCGUCUUCUCCUCUGCCUCCUUCUCGAGAAUGGUCCAUCAUGGAAGAAACCUUGCUGCUCAAGGCCAUUUGCCAAGGAUUACGACCAGUAGGAACGAAAAAACAUUUUCAUAUGAUUGGAAUGCUACGAAUGAUUCAUGAUGGGUGUCAAACAUCGACAAAGCGCGUGCAAGACGUUUGGGAAAAAGUGGAAACGCUGUAUAAUUUGCAGGAAUUUGAGCGAUUGGAAGCCGUUCCUUCACCGUCUGCUGGUGAAAAGCGGAAACGCGAUGCAGAAGUCGACGACGCGAAAGAGGAAUCUCAAACAGAUUUUGAACUUCCAAAAUUUAUUUUACAUUCUACAACAAAUCCACCCCUCACUCCGAAAUCCACUCCUAUUGCUGGUAGCACGGGCGAGAAAAAGAUGACUCGAUCGAGUAUAGCCGCUGCUGCUGCUGCUGCUGCUACUGCUGAUAAGCAUGAAAGUAAUCAGGAACCUUUGGAGGAACCAGAUGUAAAAGAGGAAAAAGAUGAGGAUAGCUUCGAUGAACCACCGACCAAACAAUUGCGUUCUUCUACCAUGAAACCAACAACCCCUUCAAAAAACCACGAUGCCGGUUCUACAAGGAAAAAUCAAGCAAAUCAAGAGAAAACAGAAGUCACCGGGAAGCAGCAAACAGAGGAGUCUUCCAACACACAAGCUGCUCAAAAACAAUCCGAGCCAACGAAUCCAUCUCCGCCAAUUCGACGAAGCACCCGGAGUCGAAGAGCAUAA